UGGACGAGAAUGCAGGUAUUCCCCGGUGCUUGGACUGCUGUGCUCGUGUUCCUGGACAAUGCAGGGAUAUGGAAUUUGCGCCUGGAGAACCUGGACAGCUGGUACAUGGGCCAAGAACUGUACAUAAGCGUGGUGAACCCAGAGGAAGACCACAGCGACAAGACUCCGCUUCCUCUUCCGGAUAACACAAUUUUCUGCGGCGCGCUCUCGAGCCUACAGAAAGAACAGUCUCAUAGGUUCCAGUACUCGGGAGCUUCACGGGUUGGGAAGACGGUGUCUGCGGCGAUGAUCUCGACGACAUGGUUGGCUGCUACCUGGUUGCUGUAUAGAUAGACGAAGACAUUGAAU
Messenger RNA from Triticum dicoccoides, 348 nucleotides. Its product is annotated as monocopper oxidase-like protein SKS1. The record is from RefSeq and is a predicted model, not a curated record. Bases 10 to 333 code for a protein of 107 amino acids. NCBI's taxonomy places the organism in Eukaryota, Viridiplantae, Streptophyta, Magnoliopsida, Poales, Poaceae. The transcript is spliced from 2 exons. Gene Ontology annotation, molecular function: oxidoreductase activity; copper ion binding.